This is a messenger RNA of Brassicogethes aeneus, 2861 nucleotides long. NCBI's taxonomy places the organism in Eukaryota, Metazoa, Arthropoda, Insecta, Coleoptera, Nitidulidae. The record is from the annotation of a GenBank genome assembly.
GUAACUUUUAGUUUAUUACCAUUAUUAUUGGUUAUGUUUAAAUUUUAAAAGUUGUGAAAUGUUUAUUUUCUAUGCUAUUCAAACGGUUGUGUUUUUAUCCAGUUAAGUAAAUGUUAAAAUAUAAAUAAAUAUUUGCCCAAUUGAUUGACAUAUUACGGUUAAACCUCUGUGGUUUCCCGGUAAAAAAAUAACCUCAAAUAACAACAAUGAGUUUCUUUGAAUUAGACUGUUUAAAUGAAGAUGUUUUAAGCAAAAAAGAAAAAUUUCUGCCUCUACUAAUUAUAUCCUUUUUAUAUUAAUAUAUUUUUGUGUGAAUUAACAAUAUAUGCCUUAAUAAAAUAUACAGUUCGAUUGAAAAUGAAGAACCCAAACAAAUAGCUGAAAACGCUAAAUAUGUGUGUGAUUUUAUAUCAGAAUAUGACGUAGCUGUUGUUAAUGAUGAACUUUUAGUUCUUAUUGUUCCUGCAAUUAAAAAUAGUUUGGAAAAAUGUUUUGAAGACAAUAUUUUAAUUGCCACCACUACCGAUGAUAUGGGCAUGCAAGAUAUACUCAAAGAAAAUUUAAACACGGCAGUAUUAUUGUUGGACAUUUUUAAAAAUAUAUUGGAAUAUUUUGCAGCACAAGAAAACAUACUGUUGACUCAUAUUUUAUGCCUUCCAGUUAAUGUUGCAAAUUCGUUGCUAAACAGUUUUAAACAUUGUAAAGAAGGACAGGAUAUCUACAAAAAUAAUUUUAACACAGAGUUACUUGAACUGUUUAAAAUAGCACAGGAUGUUCAUUCAGUAUUAUUAAAAACAAUUGAAAGUUGUUGUUUGGAAGGAGUUAAUACAGAAAUCUGUAAUAAUUUUUUAGAUAAUUUAAGUGAUAUUGGUGAGAUUUUAUCAGAAAUUAAUGUAAAAUGUAUGGCUGAUAAUUGGAAAAGUUACACUUUGAUUACAAAAAAAAUCACAACAGUUGUUAAAAUAGAUAUGACUGCACAUUUAAGCAAAAAUUUUAUUUGUUUGGAAAAAAUAAUUUGUAAAAAUAUCGCAUUAUUUAAGGAAAAUAUUGAUUCAGAUAAAAAAACAGCUCUACAAAGCCUGAAAAUAUCAAUAUUUUUAGUUAAAGUUGUCAUUAAAAUAUGUGACACAUUUUGGGCCUUGCUAAAGAAUUUACUAAAACCUAUUUUAAAAUUAUGUCUCACAAUUUAUAGCGGACAUAAUGGGACCAAAGAAAACAGAGAUUUAUACAGUAACGCAAUUUUGGAAUUAUUUAAACCAUUCUUGCAAAAGUUGUGUGAUGAAUCGUAUUUUUUACAAGAGCUAGAAAACUAUAAUAUAAACGACAAAAACAAAUUUAUGUUCUUCAAUUUGUUAAACAAUGUUUUUGAUGUGUUAAAAACAUGUCAAAAUGAACCUGACAUCGAGAACUUACUAAUAAAAUUUUUUCAAACGGUCAAAUUAAGUUAUUCUGAAUUGACUUUCGGAAUAAAUCUAUAUGAUGCUGCUUUGGUUAAUAUUUCUGUUUGUAUUUUAAUAUUAAAAUGCUCAAAUUUGGAAAAUAUUUUGCUUGCAAAUGUUUUGCAAACAAAUAUUUGGUGUAAUAUGUUGGCAGUAGAUAUUUGGUGCAUAAUUUUAAGUAAUUCUGAAUCCAGUUUAGUACUACAAACAUUACUUGACCUUAUUUCAAUACAACAACUAUCAGAUUUUGGCAUUUUCACAAAAAGAAUAGAAAAUUCAAAUUUAGAUAAUCUUGUUAAAAGAAUUUAUAAAUUAUUACCAGUGGACUGUAAUAAACAUAUUGCCCUUCAAUAUCCACCAAAUGAAAAUAUUACACUAUGGAACAUUUUGGGGUAUCAAAACUUAUCAAUUUUGGAAAAAAAUAUAAUUCUUCAAAAUCUACCUGACAAGGCAUUUUGCAAAAACAACUUAAAUAAAUUGGAGAACUUUCAACAUUUUUAUUUAUCGUUGCAAUAUUUGGAAGCUAAUAAUUUAAUAACAAAUGGGGGCCUGAAUAUAUAUUGGCUCAAUGAUCUUUGGAGUUUUCACAAACCACCUGAAAAUAUUUUAAAUAAUAACAUAUUUAAAAUGUAUUUUACAGUUUUAGGAAAAAUAACAUUAAAUAAUAUAAAAAAAUUACCAAAACCCCUAAUUAUGACGAUUUUGGAUCAAUUACUAUUAUUAGGCUGUGAAAACGAAUUUAAAUCUUUAAUCACAGACAUCAUACAUGAGCUAUGCCUAAGUUAUCAAGAAGAAUUUGGUCCAGAUCAAUACAAAUUGUAUCGCAUUUUGGGGGGCUUAAUUUAUCCGGUGUUACUAAAAAAUUGCGAUGUCACAAAAAAAAUUAAAAUCUACGAUUUAAUUGGCAAACUAAACGACAGUCCUGCUUAUAAAAAUGUGGUUAAAACCGUGUUCCAAAAUGCUGUGGAUUUACAGAACGAAAUGGGAAAUUUUAUUAAAGAAAAUUUUCAGUUGUGUUUAGAUCCGAAUUAUAUACAGUCAAUAGAAAAAGUUUCAAUUGAUCAUAGCUGUACACUAUGGAGAAGAGAUGCUUUUAAUAAAGGAAUUAAAUCAAAGUUAUCUCAUAGUUUGCAACAAACAGAAUUUAAAGAAAAAAUUAAAAGCGAUGAUAAAACUUCUAAAUUAAAUUUUAAACCCACGGAAAAUUUGGAGUUUCCACCAGCUAAAAAAUGCAAGAUGGAUGAAGAGACGCCGAGUGAUGUUACAGAGGCUUUAAGUUCCAUUAAAACAGAGAUUAAAAGUUUAAUGAAAAUUUUGAAAACCGAUAAAAUGUCACCAAAAAAUGCAUCCCAACUUAAAAUUAUUAUAAGUCAGCUGCAAUCUUUGUUGUAAAUAAAAAAUGUAUAAAAUAAUUUUAUUUUA